Messenger RNA from Chlamydomonas reinhardtii, 1571 nucleotides. RefSeq lists its product as uncharacterized. Gene Ontology annotation, molecular function: oxidoreductase activity. The coding region runs from base 55 to 975 and encodes 306 amino acids. Lineage: Eukaryota; Viridiplantae; Chlorophyta; Chlorophyceae; Chlamydomonadales; Chlamydomonadaceae. The record is from RefSeq and is a predicted model, not a curated record. The transcript is spliced from 7 exons.
ACUGUAAUUGUGACUCAUACACGUCAUAUCUUUAUUGGAAAGUAAUCAUUUGCCAUGGCUAGCGAGGAGCCCUUGCUGUCGGGUUUCAAAGAACGCCAAAUACGCGGCAUUGACAAUCGCCCUGCGUCCAGCAUGCGCUCCGAGCUGGCCGUGUUGCUGCUGUUAGCGGUGUCUGGCGCCGCCGGCCUCAUCACCUCCAACGUCGCCAUAACUGCCACCAUGUUUGUGGGCGGCUUCACCACCUGGCUGUUCCUCACGCUGCCCGACUACCUGAAGGCGGUGAAGGCCGCGCCGCAGGCGGAGCUGAAGCAGCAGGCAGGGCAGCAGGAGGCAGAUGGGAAGAAGGCGGCCGCUGCCGGCAGCCUACCUGCCCCCGAGUCGGUGCUGGCGCUGAUCAGCAAGCGCCGCUCCAUCUUCCCAAAGGACUACACCGGGCAAAAGGUGUCGCACGAUCAGAUCCGGAUGCUCAUCGAGGCCGCCAACUGGGCACCCACGCACGGCCAAACCGAGCCCUGGCGGUUCGUGGUGCUGGAGGGGGCGUCCAAGAAGGAGAUGGAAGAGCUGACGAUGGAGCUCUGCCGCACGCGGCUGCCGGUGGAGAAGGCCGAGAAGACGCUGGAGAAGCUGCAAAAGAAGCGGGACAGCACCUGGGGCAAGGUGUCGUGCUACAUCGCCAUCUGCUGCAAGCGCCAGGCCAAGCCGGACAAGCUGAUGCCCGAGUGGGAGGAGAUGGCGGCCACGUCAGCAGCCGUACAGAACAUGUGGCUCAUGUCCACAUCGCUGGGUCUGGCGGCCUAUUGGACCAGCUGGCAGGAGGUUGCUCGCGAAGCCCCCGAGAUGAAGACCCUGCUGGGCCUGGCGCCGGAGGACCGAGUGCUCGGCUUCUUCACGCUGGGGCGAGCGGAGCGGGAGCGAGUGGAGGGGUACCGGGGGGCGCGCGGCCCGGCGGCGGAUAAGGUGACGUGGAAGGACUGAGGCAGGCGGGCAGGAGUCUGCAAUGGGACAGGGUUUAUGCAGGAGUGGCGGCGGUGGCAGCAGGUAUGGGCGAAGGAGGCAGGGUGAUGAGUCUUACAGAUCAAUGGCACAAGUACGGCCAUGACAUAUUCGUUGUGAAGGCUGGCGCAGCCAGUGUCGGCCUGACAGGUUGGCUGGGAGUGAACCGGAGGGCAGGUGGGCAGCAAGUCUGUGCCUGGCGCAGCUCACUGGCUGAACAAGUACUAGGGAAUAUCGGGCAAGCAAACUUAGCUAGGAGCUAGGAGCUAGGAGUCCCGAGCGGUUUGCAAUGUUAUCCUUAUGUGUAUUUAGCUUGUUGCAGGAGUAAGUCAUCGUCCAGUAGGUACACGAAUAGCUACGAAUACAAUGCUUACUUGGCGACUGCUGCAGUAAAGCGUGCGUGCACUUUCGGUUGGGAGGCUGCUGUGAAUGUUGGUAUGUAGCGUACGGUUGCCAGGGUCCUUGUCGGCGGUCGCACGUCAAGUCAACAGCAGCAUUCUGUUAGUGGGCUCCUGCUACCUGGGCGCGACCUAUUGACAGCAGGCCUCUGAUGUCAGAAGUCGUCCAACGAAAUAAAC